UCCUUCUUCAUCACAACCACACGGGCGCGCACAAUUUCUUGAGUCUUCGUAGUCAUUUUCAUUUAUCAUUUCUAUCGUUCACAACCUACCUCAGUGUCUUGAGCCCAAAAGCCUUCCAUACGACAACCAUGGACACCAAGAUUGGAUCUCUUGAUGCAUGCAAGCCAGCCUGCAACGAUGUCGGCUGCCUGCCAAACGGCAACGUUUCUGUCAUCCAGGACUCUGCUCUUCCGAUCACCCCCUGUGAGGCCACACUGGGUCGCCACCUGGCUCGUCGGCUCGUGCAGGUUGGUGUCACUGAUGUCUUCUCCGUUCCCGGUGACUUCAACCUCACACUCCUCGACCAUCUGAUCGCCGAGCCAGAGCUUAACGUCAUUGGAUGCUGCAACGAGCUCAACGCUGGUUAUGCCGCCGAUGGCUAUGCUCGCUCCCGUGGCGUUGGUGCUUGCGUCGUUACUUUCACCGUUGGUGGCCUUAGUGUUCUCAACGCCAUUGCCGGUGCUUACAGUGAGAACCUGCCGCUUAUUUGCAUCGUUGGUGGUCCCAACUCCAAUGAUCAUGGGACCAAUCGGAUCCUUCACCACACUAUUGGGUUACCCGAUUUCAGCCAGGAACUUAGGUGUUUCCAGAAUCUUACGUGCUACCAGGCCGUGGUCAAUCACUUGGAAGAUGCUCACGAGCAGAUUGAUACGGCGAUCUCAACUUCUUUGAAAGAAAGCAAACCUGUAUAUAUAAGCAUAAGCUGUAACUUGAGUGCGAUUCCUCAUCCCACUUUCAGUCGCGAGCCCGUUCCAUUUUCUCUGUCCCCGAGAUUGAGUAAUAAGAUGGGCUUGGAGGCAGCAGUGGAAGCAGCUGCAGGAUUCCUUAACAAAGCAGUAAAACCAGUACUAGUAGGAGGGCCAAAACUGAGAGUGGCUAAUGCAAGUGAAGCCUUUGUUGAACUAGCCGAUGCUUGUGGCUAUGCAUUUGCUGUAAUGCCAGCAGCAAAGGGAUUAGUACCUGAACAUCACCCACAUUUCAUUGGAACUUACUGGGGUGCUGUGAGCACAGCUUUCUGUGCUGAGAUUGUUGAAUCUGCUGAUGCAUACUUGUUUGCUGGACCCAUUUUCAAUGAUUACAGCUCUGUUGGGUACUCGCUUCUUCUCAAGAAGGACAAGGCUAUCAUUCUUCAGCCGGAUCGGGUUAUCAUAGGAAACGGGCCUGCAUUCGGGUGUGUGCUGAUGAAGGAUUUCCUCAGGGAACUUGCCAAGCGGAUCAAACACAAUCAUGCUUCAUAUGAAAACUAUGACAGGAUAUUUGUUCCUGAUGGGAAACCUUUGAGGGGAGAACCUAAAGAACCUUUGAGGGUGAAUAUUCUGUUCGAACAUAUUCAAAAUAUGUUGUCCGGUGAAACAGCUGUUAUUGCCGAAACUGGGGACUCAUGGUUUAACUGCCAAAAGCUGAAACUACCAAAGGGCUGCGGGUAUGAGUUCCAAAUGCAGUAUGGAUCGAUAGGAUGGUCUGUUGGUGCCACUCUCGGCUAUGCACAAGCUGUUCCUGAGAAACGAGUCAUUGCUUGCAUCGGUGAUGGAAGCUUUCAGAUGACUGCACAAGAGGUAUCUACAAUGCUGAGACAGGGGCAGAAUGCCAUAAUCUUCCUGAUAAACAAUGGCGGAUACACAAUUGAAGUUGAAAUCCAUGACGGACCGUACAAUGUGAUAAAGAACUGGAACUACACUGGGUUUGUUGAAGCCAUUCGCAAUGGUGAAGGAAAAUGCUGGACCGCCAAGGUAUUUUGUGAAAAGGAGCUGAUCGAAGCGAUUAACACGGCAACAGGUCCCAAGAAGGAUAGCUUGUGCUUUAUUGAGGUAAUAGUGCACAAGGACGAUACUAGCAAAGAGUUGCUUGAAUGGGGCUCUAGGGUUAGUGCUGCUAAUAGCCGUCCUCCUAACCCCCAAUAAAUUUAAAGCCAUUGCUGCGUUACUGGAAUGCUAUUUAAUUAUUUACCUUAAGAGAUUUUGAGUUUAUUUCUUGUAAUUUUUAUGUUAUUGGAUUUUUAAUUUCUUUCAAUCAUAGGGCCAGGGACUCUCGAUUCAAUGAAAUAUUUUAAUAUUAUGCAUUGGAGAUCA
Molecule: messenger RNA, 2108 nt
Organism: Prosopis cineraria
Lineage: Eukaryota; Viridiplantae; Streptophyta; Magnoliopsida; Fabales; Fabaceae
Product: pyruvate decarboxylase 2-like
Exons: 6
Coding region: 129-1940 (603 amino acids)
Molecular function (GO): magnesium ion binding; carboxy-lyase activity; thiamine pyrophosphate binding
Source: RefSeq, a predicted model, not a curated record